Messenger RNA from Dibothriocephalus latus, 417 nucleotides. Lineage: Eukaryota; Metazoa; Platyhelminthes; Cestoda; Diphyllobothriidea; Diphyllobothriidae. The record is from the annotation of a GenBank genome assembly.
AUGCCUCGACGUUGUUUCUCGCGAGAUAGCUUCAAUGAACGCUUCGGACAAAUGCACAAAAUCAACUUUAUUGUUGCACUUUAUGGUAGCGGCGGAAGAGCGGAUCAUGUAAUGGGGAUACUGAAGACAUUAUUCAUCGCUCGCGACCUUACUGAAUUACCCGUUAUGCUGGUUACAGAAUCUUCAAUUUCCUGGUUACUAAAGGGUUCACAUGCCAUUAGGCUUGAAAGUGAACAUAUUGGUACCAAGUGCGGAUUAAUUCCUUUAGGUCAUUCUUCUACUGUUUCUACAACGGGUCUUGUGUGGAACCUUGGGAUUAUUUCAACUUCAAACGAAGUAAAUGAUACAAAAAUCACCAUCGACUGUGAUCACCCUAUUCUGUUUACAAUUGAAAACCGAAUGGAAAUUUCGCGCUGA